AAGAGGAAUUUGAAGUAACGAAAAGAUAGAAAGAAGAUAAAAAAGAUGGGAGCAGAAGGAGAGCAGGAAAUUAAGGCCAAUGAGAAUCCGAGGCCCAAUCCCAUCACGGGGUCGCAGUUCCUUUCCUGGAAACGCCAAAAGGAUGCAGUCGCAUCAGCUAGAAGAGCCGAAGCAGCAAGGAAACGCGAGGAAGAUAUAGCUGCAGGAACAGCGCAAAUGAAUGGCCGGGAGCUUUUUCUUCAUGAACCUUGGGUUUUUGAUAAGGCUCUUUAUUGAGGUAAAGAAAAGGGAGCAUGGAAGUAAAGUUUGGAAGGAUAUGACAAAAUAAAUUUAUCGACGACCCUGGGCAACCUAUGUGACGGACACAGAUUUGUAACAAUACGCUUUAACAUGAUAAAUUAUAAGUUUUAUUUGUUAUUUAGAGCAUCUAUACACCAUUAUAUUUUGAUUCACUGAUCUGUACGUCUUAUAUUGCUUUCUUACAAGAUAAGAUAUGUUCUUGAUAACUGAUACUCUCUCUAUACUUUCCAAAGAAGGAAAAAACAAAAAACAAAAGAAAAAUAAAACACACAAAAGCCUGUGGUAGUGCCAGGUUUUGAGUAGUAUAUUCUUUAUUUAAUGCCCGUCAUUGUA
Molecule: messenger RNA, 633 nt
Organism: Morus notabilis
Lineage: Eukaryota; Viridiplantae; Streptophyta; Magnoliopsida; Rosales; Moraceae
Product: zinc finger CCCH domain-containing protein 15 homolog
Exons: 3
Coding region: 46-276 (76 amino acids)
Source: RefSeq, a predicted model, not a curated record